UUGAAAUAAACUAAUAAAUCAAUAUUUGUUUGACUAAAGUCUAACAAAACAAACCAACGACGAACUAUGAAAAGAAUGUUGACAAUGACAUACAUACAUACAUACAUUUCGUGCGUUGAAAAAUUAUCGUUAGAGAAAAGCUCAGUAUUCUUUUCAGCAUCUAUUUGUUCAUGUUUAUGUAUACCCACGAGAGAGAUAAAGAAACAAGAAGUAUGAGAUAGUCGAUCAUUUUUCCCGUGUUAAAUACUUGAAAUUACGAAGAGUAUUCACAGUAGGAGCAUGCGUAGUGUCCUAAGAUAAAUUAUUCGUCUUAGUUGCGCCGUGAUAAGCGAAGGAAAUUCUACGGUCUUGUUUCGUUUGUGAAAAAAGAUUAAAUGAACAUGUGUAGAUAUUAUACGACCAAUUCUUGUUAUUCUUGAGGUAGAAAUUAAAAUUUUUUCAAAUCACGCACGAAGUGAAAUCCGCUUUCACGCCCGAUCACGAAAUCACGGGUUUCUCGAUGUUCUUUUGCUAUCGCGACAGCCAUAUUCGAAGGUAGCGCCACCCGGUAAUCAUUCGGCGAAUUAGAAUCGAGGUCGAAAUUCUUAAAUGUCGGAUACAUUAGAAUUUACCAUCAUUACGAAUUUGAUACUUCGAGUUCACGCGUAAUCCGAGUAACAAUGAGAUAUAUCGUUGCGCUCGACGUGGGCACCACUACUGUUCGUUGUCAUAUUAUCGACGAAAACGCCAACACCGUUUCCUCAUCGACCGAAAAGGUGGAACUUAUUGGUGAAAAACGUGGUCACGUAGAGAUUAAGCCAGACCAUUUAUGGACUAUUAUAGUGAAAACUGUAAAAGAUGCGAUAGACGUCAGUGGAGUCGAUCCAAGUUCUUUUGCGUGUUUUGGAAUUUCCGCUCAGCGUGGAACUUUUAGUUGUUGGAAUUUAUUGACUGGAAAACAUUAUCAUAAUUUCAUAACAUGGAAAGAUUUAAGAGCGGAUUCUAUGGUCAAGGAAUGGAAUCAUUCAAUAAUGAUAAGAGGAUUACGCAUAGUUGCUUAUAUUCUCUACAUAUUAUCUAAAAGCAAACGAUUUCUCGCUGGCAGUGUUUUGAAAUUUAUGAAUACCCAGAUCACCUUACGAUUGCUUUGGGCUUUACAACAUGUAUCAGGUCUACGUGAAGCUACUAUAAAUGACUCAGUAGCAUUUGGCAGUAUCGAUUGCUGGCUUUUAUACAAAUUAACUGGUAGACAUAUAACAGAUGUUUCGAGUGCAUCUGCUACUGGGCUGUUUGAUCCAUUUACUAUGAAAUGGGCUACUUGGAUAUUUAGUUUAUUAAAAAUUCCGUCCCACAUUUUUCCGAAGAUCGUUGAUACAACUACAAAUUUUGGUGUUACACCCAAACAUAUAUUUGGCGUUGAAAUUCCUAUAGUUUGUUGCAUGGCUGAUCAAGCAGCUUCUUUAUUUGGUUCAGGAUGCUUUCAACCAGGCGAUAUGAAGAUUACGAUGGGUACAGGAACUUUUGUGAACGUAAAUACUGGAACAGAACCACAUGCAACUAUCACUGGUCUUUAUCCUCUGGUUGGUUGGCGCAUGGGAUCUGAAUUAGUUUACAUUGUAGAAGGUGCAUCGAAUGAUACUGGAAUUCUCAUGGAAUGGGCAAAAGCUCUUGAAAUAUAUAAGGAUGUAGCAGAAACAGCUGAUUUAGCAAAUUCAGUGGAAGAUUCAGAUGGAGUAUACUUUAUACCGGCGUUUACCGGACUUCAGGCUCCAAUAAAUAAUCAUACUGCAGCAGCUGGUUUAUUAGGAGUAAAGUCUACGACGAACAAGGGCCAUAUCGUGCGAUCAUUGUUAGAAAGUCUUGUAUUCAGGACAUUGUUACUUUAUGAUAGUUUGCGUACUGAGACUUGUUUUACGUUUGAAAAAACACGAAUCGAUGGUGGAGUAUCUCAAAAUGAUUUCAUCAUGCAACUAUUGGCAGAUUUAACAGGUUUGGAAGUAGAACGACCUAUUAACGUGGAAAUGUCAAUUUUUGGGGUAGCGAUUUGUGCUGGCUUAUAUUGUGGUAUAUGGAGAAAUAAAGAGGAAUUAAAACAUCUUCGUAAAAUAGAUAAAAUAUUCAAGCCGAACAAGAAAUCACAAUUAUCUUAUGAAAACGUAAUUGCGCAAUGGAAACGAGCUGUGGACCGAUUUAAAGACUGGUACUGAUAUCAAUUGUAUUUGACUGUAGUUACGUAAAAAAAAAUGCAAUACUGAAUUAUUUUUGCAAUACGUUAAAAAUAUUGAUGCACUCUAAGAUAUUACUUAAGUGACAGUAUUUUAAAUAAGAAGUAUACAGUAAUCUUUUUUAUGAGCAUUAUAUUCAGAAUACACUAUUAACGUUAAAUAUUUUAAUAGAGAACAGUUGAAAUAAAUAGAUUCGAUGAUAGAUUUUUAUUCAGCAUAUUAUAAAAGACAUAAUAUUUUCUUAAGGCAAUAGCUAUAUUAUAAUACAAGUUUAAAAUCAAAGCUUGAUCAAAAUAAUAUUGAUGAUAUAUCAAGAAUAACCAUUAUUUCUCUAAUACAAAAUAUACUAAAGCCAUGAUAUAUAUUGUGUUGUGAAUCGAUGCUUGUGAUAUAUAUUCUCGAACGAUUAGUAAUUUUUAAAGCGUUCCUGAAGAAAGUGCCUUUUAUGCUGUUGUCAUGUUUAAGUAUCUUUAAUAAUAAGAAUAUUUUUUUUAUACACGAUAUUUAUUAGUGAAAAAUAUUUUAAGCAAUAAAUUAUAUAAUGUUAGCAAGUU
Vespula vulgaris is the source of this 2758-nucleotide messenger RNA. Its product is annotated as putative glycerol kinase 5. Gene Ontology annotation, biological process: triglyceride metabolic process; glycerol metabolic process; glycerol-3-phosphate biosynthetic process. The transcript is spliced from 12 exons. Gene Ontology annotation, molecular function: glycerol kinase activity. Lineage: Eukaryota; Metazoa; Arthropoda; Insecta; Hymenoptera; Vespidae. The coding region runs from base 660 to 2186 and encodes 508 amino acids. Gene Ontology annotation, cellular component: mitochondrion. The record is from RefSeq and is a predicted model, not a curated record.